AUGUCCCGACCGCCACCAAUGUUCCUCACACUAUUAUCCAUCCUCAUCCUGGGGACAUACUUCUUCCACCUCUGGCGCGCCGAAGCCGCCCUCGCCAUCCCCUGGACACCCUCCCCCGACGCCCGUCUGUUCAGCCAACGACCCCUCCCCGCACCCAUCGAAGCUUCGUUCUUGUCUUCUUCUACCACCACCGCCUCCAAAAAAACCGAGUCCCAACCACUAUCAAACUAUGCCCUCCCCCUUAAAACCCAAGGCCGCAACAUUGUCGACCAAAACGGCAAGCGAUUCAAGCUGUCGAGCGUGAACUGGUACGGCGCCUCGGAUGAGUUGUUCAUCCCCGGCGGGCUGGACAUUCAACACCGCAAAGCAAUAGCAAAAACAAUCAAAAGGCUGGGGUUCAAUUCUGUCCGGAUGCCCUACAGCGACGAGAUGGUUGUCAAGAACCCGACUAUUUUGCCGCACCUGCUGGCUAAGAAUCCGGACUUGAUGGAAAAGAGGGCGCUGGACGUGUUUGUGGCUUGUGUGGAGGCGCUGACGGAGGAGGGGAUCGCGGUGAUUGUGAAUGAUCACAUUACGACUGCGACUUGGUGCUGCGGGGCGGAUCCUUGCGAUGCCAGCUGGAGCAAUGAUUGGUUGCCGGGGGUGGUUUGCAAGGUGAGGCAGACGGAGGAGGAUUGGAUUCGGAACUGGGAGACGGUGAUGGGGAGGUUGGCGGGGAAUGAGCUGGUGAUUGGGGCGGAUCUGAGGAAUGAGGUUAGGGGGGUUUGGGGGACUAUGCCUUGGGAUCGGUGGGCUAGUGCGGCGGAAAAGGCGGGGAACAGACUGCUGAAAAUGAAGAAGGAUUGGUUGAUUAUUGUUGGGGGAACGGAGAGCGGGAAUGAUUUGAGGGGGGCGAGGACUAGGCCGGUAAGGUUGGAGGUGGAGGAUAGGGUGGUGUAUUCGGCGCAUGUGUAUUCUUGGAGCGGGUGGGGGAGCCUUGAAGGGAGGUACUCCAAGAGAACGUACCCGAGUUUUGUUGCGUCUAUGAGGAGCAAUUGGGGGUAUUUGGUCGAGGGGGACGUGGCGCCGGUGUGGAUUGGGGAGUUUGGGGCGCCGAGUGAGCCCGGGAGGGGGGAUGCGAAUUAUUGGGAGAACUUGAUGAGGUAUCUGAAGAGUAUUGAUGCCGAUUUUGGGUACUGGGCGAUCAACCCGAGGAAGCCAAAAGACGAUGAGAAGGAGACGUAUUGCCUUGUAGAGGAUGACUGGGUGACGCCGGUGCUGGAUUACAGGAUGAAGGAUAUGACGGAGUUGAUGAGGAUUGGGCAUGAGUAG
This is a messenger RNA of Podospora pseudopauciseta, 1311 nucleotides long. RefSeq lists its product as uncharacterized. Gene Ontology annotation, molecular function: hydrolase activity, hydrolyzing O-glycosyl compounds. The transcript has a single exon. Bases 1 to 1311 code for a protein of 436 amino acids. The record is from RefSeq and is a predicted model, not a curated record. Lineage: Eukaryota; Fungi; Ascomycota; Sordariomycetes; Sordariales; Podosporaceae.